Molecule: messenger RNA, 819 nt
Organism: Colletotrichum godetiae
Lineage: Eukaryota; Fungi; Ascomycota; Sordariomycetes; Glomerellales; Glomerellaceae
Exons: 1
Coding region: 280-771 (163 amino acids)
Source: RefSeq, a predicted model, not a curated record
CGCCAUCGCGCCUGAGACAGUGAGACUCAUCAUGGAAGAGAAAGAGAGGCAGAGAAGAAGCCUUUGGCCUGCGAAAACCUUGUUGAAUCGACGUGACAUUUUGCCGUGUAAUGUCGCUCAUGAGUGGACCGCAAGCCCGAUGGAGCCGGGUAAGUUGGCCAGAGAUGGAGGCUCUUUGAUAGCAUUUUGGAACGCAUUAUUGAGGUAGGGUAGUGUAAGCCUCUCUCUCCCUCUCUCCCUCUAGUGUGUGAGGUAGGUACGGACAGAUAGGUAGGUAACAUGCAGAAUGAGGAAUCACUGUUCAAGGGCUUGGUGACCAAGAAGCGGGGGAUAACUGAACAAUACAUCAAAAGACCAGACCUCAAACAACAUGAACAAAACCUUGCCGUACGCCUCACCGUCGUCGUACCCCUCGCAACGUUGCCUCUCUCUCUCCUCUUUCUUUCUCUCACACAUACCUUACACACAGUGGCUAAAGCCCAAGACUCAAGGGCAGACUCCGCGGAAAGCUUCUCGAGUGUGUUUGUUUCCCCCAAGUUUCCGCCUCAAGCGAACAGACGCAUCAGGGCCGUUGCGAGGACUGUGCGGCUUCUAAAUCUCGUGUUUUGUAGCCCAGCUUUGCUUUGCUAUACUUUGCUUUGCUGUACAGUGAUACCGUCCGUUGUUCCAAGGUUAUACACACACAGCGCACCUUGGAGAGAUCCCUCUUUGCAUUGGAGCCUCAGCCCAGUACAUUUCCUUUCACGGGCUGCUGCGACAGCACACAAGUGACAAAGGAAGAAGCAUUGGAAGCUUGUUACCGCCGUCCUCUCCCCCUCC